GCAAAAAAACUGCAGGGCAGUCGGACAGCUGGAUCUACAAACUCCUACUGUCACGACCACUGACUUAGCCCUACAGUUCUGUACUACUACAUCUAUUGCUUGUUGGUCAUUGGGUCACUACUGCCACUGACCACCUGCACCUGCCGUCAUUCCUCCGCCGCUCUCUCCGAUCAUCUUUCUUGGAGCUCCCAAACUAGAAAGAUCCCCCCCUCAAAAAAUAAUACCAUCCAUCCAUCCUUGUGUUGCUCUCAGCUUUCUGUUCCUACCAUACGAUCCUCUCGCCUCAUUUCUUCUCUCUUCCUUGUGCCCGCAUUCCAACAUCUAUACUUUGUUGAGUGAUGGUAUUGAACCUCUGAUUUACUCGGCAUAUCAAUCAUAUUCGCGCAAUUCCUCUCACGCGACUCGACUCGACUCGACCUGGUGCGCCAACAUACCCCCCACCACUCUCGGUCCUACAGUCCUACCAUCCUGCAAGAGUUGUCAUAGACUUCGUACAAGGAGAGAAAGCAAAAGAUACGGUGCAUAGAAACCUCUACAUUUCGCCGACCCUUUUCUCCCCUCACAUAACCCACAAUGGCUCCCUCCAUCCCAACCACGGUGGAUGAGCUGCCAUCCACCGAGCAAGUCAAGGAGCAGGUUGCUGAAAAGGCAAAGGGUGCUGUCUCAGGCCUGCGGUCGCUGGCCGCCGGUGGUGUCGGUGGUCUUUGCGCCGUCAUUGUCGGCCACCCGUUUGAUCUGGUCAAGGUGCGUCUACAGACGGCCGAAAAGGGUGUCUACUCAGGCGCCAUGGAUGUGGUGCGAAAGACAGUCGCGCGAGAAGGUCUCGCCCGUGGUCUCUACGCCGGUGUCUCAGCUCCACUCGUCGGUGUCACACCCAUGUUUGCCGUCAGUUUCUGGGGUUAUGAUAUGGGCAAGAGAUUGGUCGACACGUUCAGCACCGUCACAGUCAAGAACAACACCCCGCAAUACACCAUCGGCCAGAUCAGUGCCGCCGGUUUCUUCUCAGCUAUUCCCAUGACUCUCAUCACCGCCCCCUUUGAGCGAGUCAAGGUUCUGCUCCAGAUCCAAGGUCAGAAACAGCUGGCUCCCGGAGAGAAGCCCAAGUACAAUGGCGGCGUCGAUGUUGUCAGACAGCUCUACAAGGAAGGUGGUGUUCGGUCUGUGUUUCGAGGCAGUGCCAUGACCCUGGCACGUGAUGGUCCUGGUUCUGCCGCCUACUUUGCCGUCUACGAAUAUGUCAAGCGCAGUCUCAGUCCCAAGGAUGCCGAGGGCAAUGCUACUGGAGAACUGAGCCUGCCCGCCGUCAUGACUGCCGGCGGCGCUGCUGGUAUUGCUAUGUGGAUCCCCGUCUUCCCCGUCGACACCAUCAAGUCAAGACUGCAGUCUGCUGAAGGACGACCUACCAUUAGCGGCACCAUCAAGGGUGUCUAUGCCAGCGGCGGAAUCAAGGCAUUCUUCCCUGGAUUCGGUCCUGCUUUGGCCAGAGCCGUGCCUGCCAAUGCCGCCACUUUCCUCGGUGUCGAGUUGGCCCACAAGGCCAUGAAUCAAGUUUUGGGUUAGACGCAAGAGGCGUGAGGAGAAGUAAGAAAGAGAAAGAAAAGAAUGCUUUGGCCUUGGGAAUGAUUUAGUACUUUGGUUCAGUGGAAAACGCAUUGUAGGCUGGCGCAGGUGAUGGUUCAUGCCGCAGUUGCAAAUUGAUUGCAAAAAUAGAGGAACCGUUCUAAGUGCACAAAGUUGGAGAUAGAUGGAAACACAGUAUCGUCUGAUAGAUUGUAUGAUACAGAGUACAAUGAGUGGUAUUCA
Exophiala mesophila is the source of this 1803-nucleotide messenger RNA. RefSeq lists its product as uncharacterized. NCBI's taxonomy places the organism in Eukaryota, Fungi, Ascomycota, Eurotiomycetes, Chaetothyriales, Herpotrichiellaceae. Gene Ontology annotation, molecular function: O-acyl-L-carnitine transmembrane transporter activity. The transcript has a single exon. The record is from RefSeq and is a predicted model, not a curated record. Gene Ontology annotation, cellular component: mitochondrial envelope. The coding region runs from base 574 to 1560 and encodes 328 amino acids. Gene Ontology annotation, biological process: mitochondrial transport; carnitine transmembrane transport.